AUGAUCAGCGCCCCUGACGUGGUGGCCUUCACCAGAGAGGAGGAGCUGGAGGAUGAGCUGUGCAGCGAGCCGCCCCUGCCCGAGGAGUACUCGGUGCCGCUCUUCCCCUUCGCCAGCCACGGCGCCAACCCCUGGGCCAAGGUCGCCAGCUCCAAGUUCACCCGGGACUUCAUCCUCAUCUCCGAGUUCUCGGAGCAAGUGGGGCCCCAGCCCCUCCUGACCAUCCCUGAUGACACCAAAGUGUCGGGCACUUUCGAUCUCAAUUAUUUUUCCCUUCGGAUCAUGUCUGUGGAUUACCAAGCUUCCUUCGUGGGGCACCCUCCCGGCUCUGCCUACCCGAAGCUGAACUUCGUGGAGGAUUCCAAAGUGGUGCUGGGGGACUCGAAGGAAGGGGCCUUCGCGUACGUGCACCACUUGACUCUGUACGACCUCGAAGCCAGGGGUUUCGUGAGGCCCUUCUGCAUGGCCUAUAUUUCUGCUGACGAGCACAAAAUCAUGCAGCAGUUUCAGGAACUCUCCGCGGAGUUCUCCAAAGCCUCCGAAUGCUUAAAGACAGGAAACAGGAAAGCUUUUGCUAACGAACUGGAAAAGAAACUGAAGGAUCUCGACUACACCAGGACUGUACUGCACAACGAAACCGAGAUACAGAAGAAAGCCAACGACAAAGGGUAUUACACAACGCAAGCCAUCGAGAAGGCCAACGAGCUGGCCAGCGUGGAAAAGUCUAUCAUCGAGCACCAAGAUCUGCUGAAACAAAUCAGGUCGUAUCCCUACAGGAAGCUGAAGGAGUCCGACUUCCACCCCUACGAGCCGGAGUGUGCGCUGGAUCAGGCCAACGCGGGCUGCGAUCAGGACCUGACUACCUCCGACCUUGCUGAGCCUGGCGAAACACACCUUUAUGCCCACGUGCCGUCCUAUACCCCCAAGCUUAUCAAAGCGAAGUCUGCCAAAUGCUUUGACAAGAAGCUGAAGACGCUGGAGGAACUCUGCGAUAUUUAUUUUUUCACCCAAACCCUUGACCAGUUGCAUCAGAUCGAGAGGACUUUCAGAGGUGACGUCUGCUACCUCCUGACAGACCAGAUCAGCAGGGCACUCUUAAAGCAACAAAGCGUAACUAACUUUCUCUUCGAGGAUGUAUCUUUUCUGGAUGAAAAACCACCUGAAAAACAGCACAGAGGCUGCCAGGGGCUCGGUGAAGAUGCUGUCGAUAGAAAGUGUUUGGAAGAGUCCCCCGCUCCUAAAGUGGUCAUCAGCCUGGGAUCCUACAAGUCCAGCGUGGAGUGCGUGCCCAUCAAGAUGGAGCGGGAAAUCGAGGACUCCCAAGAACCCAAAAUGACGGAGUCCAUCACGUUCGAACACCAGGAGAACCUGGACUAUCUCGAUGCAGAUAUUAAAGGCAGCAUCAGUAGCGGUGAGAGCAUCGAGGUUCUUGGAACGGAGAAGUCUGCAUCUGGCUUGACAAAAUCGGAGAGCCAGGCCAGCCUACCCGUCAGCCCCAGUCCCCAGGUGGGCAGGAGCAAGGUGGGCAGCCGGCGCACCGUCAGCGAGGACAGCAUCGAGGUUCUCAGCACGUGUCCCUCCGAGUCGCUCAUCCCAGAAGAUUUCAAAGCGAGCUACCCAAGUGCCAUUAACGAGGAACCUUACGCGGAUGAUGAAGAGGGAGGCCUUCGUUUCACCCCCAAACUAAACCCGGACAACGCCGACGAGCAGGAGGAAGUUUCAAAACAGGAAAACUUGGUGCAGGUUGACUCUGCCUGUUGUAUUGGGAAGGAGAGUCCCAACUUCCUCGAGCCUCUGCCUGACCUGGGACAGAAGCCCUGUGACGAGGACGGGGUGGUCAGGAUCCCCCCGCAGCCGUACCGGCAGGCCGAGCAGGGGCUGCGCGGGAGCUUCGGGAGCUUCCCCUCUCACGACGGCAUCUCGGGGGGGCUCCUUCCCUACGAGCUUGACUCGCGCUACCUGACGGGCGGCAGGGAGGUCAGUAAGAGCAGCCUGGAUGAGUGCUCGGACUCCACGAGCUAUAUCAGCAGCGCCGCCUCCACGUGCUCCGACAGGACCCCUUCUCCUGCUCACCCCGCCUGCCAGGCGAGCGAAAGGCACAAAAAAAAGGCUGGCCAGAACGCGCUGCGGUUCAUCAGGCAGUACCCCUUCGCUCACCCCGCCAUCUACUCCCUGCUCAGCGGGAGGACCCUGAUCGUGCUGGGGGAAGAGGAAGCGAUAGUCAAGAAGCUCGUGACGGCGCUCUCCAUCUUCGUGCCGAACUGCGGCGUUUACGCCAAGCCCGUGAAGCACUGGGUCACUUCCCCUCUGCACGUUGUGGAUUUCCAGAAGUGGAAGCUGAUCGGACUGCAGAGGAUGGUGUCGCCGGCCGGGGUGAACGUGCUGCACGCCCUGAGCCGAUACAGCCGGUACGUCAGCAUUCUGGAUGCCGACAGUAAGACUCUCCGCUGCCCGCUUUACAAAGGCACCUUGGUGUCCCGGCUGGCAGACCACCGCACGCAGAUCAAACGAGGAAGCACCUACUAUAUGCACGUCCAAAGUAUUCUCACCCAGCUGUGUUCAAAAGCCUUCCUCUUCACCUUCUGCCAUCAUUUGCACCUUCCCAUCAGUGAAAGGGAACCGGAGGAAUCCGUUGUGAAUCGCAGGAUGAACUUUCUGAAGCUUCAACUGGGCCUUGCCAAUGAAGAUAUCAAAAUCGUACAGUAUUUAGCUGAGCUGCUGAAGCUGCAGUACAUUCAGGAACCCGGCCAGGGGGUGAACCCUCUGCUCAGAUUUGACUAUGUUCCCAGCUUUUUGUACAAAAUCUAGCCUUGCGCGGGCUGUCUGCCUGCAUACUCGGUCUGACAAAGCUCAUCCGUGCUUGACAUUGACGCUGUCUGCAGUAGCUCUCAUACGUCGGGGAAGGGUGAAGAAGCCGAUGCGUUUGCAAGCGUCUCUGCUCCACAGAAAUCAGUGUCUGAGGGACCGGAUUUCUGCGUGGUUCCCUGUAGCCAAGAAUGUAGAUGUUCCAUCGCAUAAACCACCGGGCACUCUGGUUUUAAAUGUUAGAAGGGGCACUAUUAACUUUUAAAGCGUAUCAUGGCAGCAUCCCAGGGGCAUUAUGGCGUGAAGAGAGAGGUGGGCUGUCUUGGGGAUCAAUACUUACUAGUGUACAGCCCCCGAAAUAACGCAGUGCUCCGCACGCUUCUGCCGGAGCCCUGAACGCUGUUGGUCCCUUCCGUGGAGCCGGGGCGGAGACCAGAGGGGAGAUGUAAAGGCCACGUGAAGUUUUUUAAUCCACUAGUGUCUCACGUGAGUGUAGCUCGGAAGCUCCCUGGCCGGGUGGCAGCUUGCAGUUACCCGUCUGUGCGCAGCGGUAGCGGAUGGUGUGUCCCUUCCUGCGUUUUUCUGAAUUUCCUGGCGCUUCCCAGGACAGGUUGUCCCUGGGCGGGUGGGAGCGCAGUGGAGACACACGCGCUUCUCUCCAGAAAGCGUUUGCCAGUUUCUCUCGGCUCUGUUAAAAUCUGGGACGUGGAAGGAUUCCUUAACGCCGGCGAGCGCCGAGGUGCCCGCUGCUGUGAAUGUAGAGCACUGUGCCUUGUUAAUUUGUCACGUCCUAUUUGCUGGGCGACCUCCGAGAAGGAUGGGAGGGAGACCGGGAAUCCUCAAAGCAUGUGAGGUCGAGGGUGGCCUUUUAAGGAGAGAGGGGAACCGAAGAGUGGGGGAGCCCUCAUUUUUAGGUGCUUUUUGCGAUGAGGAAACGAACAGUGCAAUUCAGCUGAAGCUACGCCGUGAGACAGCAGGCUGUUAGAGCAGGCUGCCUGGCUGAUGAGAUCCUAGUGCUCAGGAGAGAUCGGGGAUGAAUGUACUGGAUUCCAUGUUGUAUCCAUAAUAGUUUUUUUUUGUUGUUUUGUGUUUUGUUUUUUCUUUUUUUUCUGUCGGGGAGUUGACUUUUGUGCUUUGCGGUAAAGCAGGGUCGGCAUCGCUGCA
Molecule: messenger RNA, 3969 nt
Organism: Gymnogyps californianus (California condor)
Lineage: Eukaryota; Metazoa; Chordata; Aves; Accipitriformes; Cathartidae
Gene: SMCR8
Product: SMCR8-C9orf72 complex subunit
Exons: 2
Coding region: 1-2808 (935 amino acids)
Cellular component (GO): guanyl-nucleotide exchange factor complex
Molecular function (GO): GTPase activator activity
Source: RefSeq, a predicted model, not a curated record